Messenger RNA from Penicillium daleae, 762 nucleotides. Its product is annotated as YukJ family protein. Lineage: Eukaryota; Fungi; Ascomycota; Eurotiomycetes; Eurotiales; Aspergillaceae. The record is from RefSeq and is a predicted model, not a curated record. The transcript has a single exon. The coding region runs from base 1 to 762 and encodes 253 amino acids.
AUGACCAUCUCCCACUAUGGUGUCUGGGCCUGUCAGCCUACUCGCUAUACCGCUGAGACUGAGAAGCAGGACUCCAAGUCCCCCCAUAUCUAUCUUUACUUCACCGACGACUCCUCGUCCAACAAGAAGCUCGAGGCAGCCAUCAAUGUCAAGUCUACCGAUAAGGAUACCCGUCUUGUCUUUUGGCUGAACCGCAAUUUCAACCACCCCAUCACCGAAGAGCUUUCGCAACUCGAGCAGGGUUUCCAUCUGGCCCAGUCAAGUGCCUAUUCCAAUUCAACCCAUGAUGAGAACAGUCAACAUUCUUCUCACUAUCAAAGUCACGGUCACCACCAUAAACACAGCAACCGUGAGCGCCUUGUUCGCAGACAAGAGUCCACCUUGCAGGGUCUUGACUACGUCCGUACGAAGGGCCUUAUCGAUAUCGAGUCUGGUCAAGUCCUCCCGCAUGACAUACCUGGUCCUAACAACGACAUUCUGGACAAGCUCGACCCCAUUCUGACCGACGCGAUCAACAAAAAAGCGACUGCCUAUAUCUUUGGAUCAUCAUAUGGCUCCGGUAUUCAUGAUGUGCACAUGAACCAGGGCAGUCUUCCCAGUUUCGAUAACGGCAUUUACGAAGAUGGAGCAUUGUUGUUCAAGUUCGAUGACGGACACUGGGAGGCUGUGUUCCUGGCCUUUGCCUCGCAGAAGAUCCCGACGGAUGACCAAGGUGAAGCACAGUCAAACAGCAAGUCGCUGGCGGAUAUUCUGGGACAGUAA